CGUAUUCAGUCGAACGAGAGAUCAGCGUGGGGCAACCGAUGGGUACCCACAUGUUUCUUCCCACAUUCGACUCCUCCGCGGAGCUUCCUUUGUCCGCGGCUCGAAUAUUACGCGCGUUCGGUCAUUGCCUCCGUCUCUUAAGCCUUUCACCAGCGUCUCUCCACGGCGAAUUGAACCCGAUUUCGGCAAGAAGCAAACUUGUCCGUCAAUACCUAUGGCAGGCCAAGGAACCAAGAAAAUAACUCGGAGUCGUGGGGCCUGCUUGGCCUGCAGGGCGCGAAAACACAAGUGUAGCGGGGAGAGGCCAAAGUGUGCACAAUGCGGUAUCAACAAUGUAUCAUGUCAAUGGCCUGAACAGAGAAAACGUGGCCCCCCGAAGCACUACAUCGUGACCAUGGAAAAGCGUUUGAUGGAAACCGAACAAGUUCUCUGCGCACUGUUGGCCCAAGUGUCAGGGAAUCAACUAGAAAGGGCAUUUCGUGAUAUCCCAAAAGCCGGCCUUCCAUCGACUGGCAAUGGCUCGUCGGCCACUAGCGGGACAUCAAUCGAGGUGGUCAAAGGGGAUAAGUUUGGUCCUGUGUACUGGGGCAACCACCCGAUCGACUCGGCAGAAGCUGUUCAGCGUUGGCGGGCAGACCGAACCUCGAUAGAACCAAGCGAGACGCCCAAACGAGGUUCUCACGCGGCCGAGGUUGCUGCUACAAACGACGAGCCAACCGAUAAUACACCAGGUGGCGAUGACAGUUACGGGGAUGAUGAUAUUGAGGAGUCUGAGGGCAUGACCCGCGCAGAAAGCAUGGAAGAAGACGAAGAAACUCUGAUGAUAGACCCGGAUAUAUCAAGAGCCUCGGAACUGGGCGCUACCAGGAUACGGGACACCGGCGGAGGAGCUGCUGGGUUACUUGUAGAAGGGUUGACAGGGUCUAGAGCCAGCCUCGACACGAGAACGAGUGGAAAGAGGCGGGAAAUGCGCCCACCAACUUCAGAAAGUUAUGAAAGCGCAUUCCUUUGGUAGUCGUAGUUCCCUGGGUAGGUCAUAUUCAAGACUAGUUCAUGUAUGGCCGCGGGUGAAGCACACGUCGAUGAGAAUAGUUGCGUGAUAAUACGAGGUACGCUGGUUUAGCUAGCAAUGACCUCUUCCUCUGGGUACCUCAUGUAGAUCAUUACAGUAAUUCAGUUCACGUCUUGAAUCAUUCACGAAAUUUUUAUUUCUUG
Molecule: messenger RNA, 1215 nt
Organism: Colletotrichum acutatum
Lineage: Eukaryota; Fungi; Ascomycota; Sordariomycetes; Glomerellales; Glomerellaceae
Exons: 4
Coding region: 215-1015 (266 amino acids)
Biological process (GO): regulation of DNA-templated transcription
Cellular component (GO): nucleus
Molecular function (GO): DNA-binding transcription factor activity, RNA polymerase II-specific; zinc ion binding
Source: RefSeq, a predicted model, not a curated record